Molecule: messenger RNA, 1823 nt
Organism: Salvia splendens (bonfire salvia)
Lineage: Eukaryota; Viridiplantae; Streptophyta; Magnoliopsida; Lamiales; Lamiaceae
Product: ectonucleotide pyrophosphatase/phosphodiesterase family member 3
Exons: 1
Coding region: 96-1529 (477 amino acids)
Cellular component (GO): vacuole
Source: RefSeq, a predicted model, not a curated record
CUUCUCUUGCCGGAGGCCAUUGACCCCAACUCUUGACGAUAGUAGUAGCCAUCUCAACCCUCAAAUCUCUUCAACAAUCUGUUAAUCCCACCCCAAUGGCUUCCGAUCACCAAUCCACCCUAACCACCUCACUCCCAAUCUCAACAAACGAAGACGACCUCCACUCCUCCGCCCUCCUCCCCUCUCCCGCCCCCAGGAAAUCCCCCUCUUCCACACUGGCAUUCAUCUCCCUCGUCAUCACCACCGCCGCCGCAUUCUCCUUCCUCUUCUUCUCCUCCUCCAAACCCCCAAACCCCAGCCCCCAUUCCACCGCCGCCCUCUCCUCCAGGCCCCUCUCCAAGCUCCACCACCCCGUCGUCCUAAUCAUCUCCUCCGACGGCUUCCGCUUCGGCUACCAAUUCAAAACCGAUCUCCCCAACAUCAAUCGCCUCAUCCGCAACGGCACUGAAGCCGAUCUCGGCCUAAUUCCCGUCUUCCCAACCCUAACUUUCCCCAAUCACUACUCCAUCGUCACCGGCCUCUACCCUCCCUACCACGGCAUCAUCAACAAUUACUUCACCGAUCCUAUCUCCGGCGACAAAUUCAACAUGGCCAGCCACGACCCCAAGUGGUGGCUCGGCGAUCCCCUCUGGGAGACCGUCUCGAAUCACGGCCUCAAAGCCUCCACCUACUUCUGGCCCGGCUCCGAGGUACGCAAGGGUUCCUGGAAUUGCCCCACCAAUUAUUGUAUGCCUUACAACGAAUCCGUUCCAUUUGAAGAAAGAGUUGAUGCAUUGCUUAGCUACUUCGAUAUGCCUAGUGAUGAAAUUCCCUCGUUUAUGACGUUGUAUUUCGAGGAUCCUGAUCACCAGGGCCACCAGUACGGCCCUGAUGAUGUCAGGAUCACUGAUGCCGUUGUUGAGAUUGAUGCGUUGAUUGGUAGAUUGAUUCGCGGAAUGGAGGAAAGAGGAGUUUUUCAGGAUGUGAAUAUUAUCCUGCUUGGUGAUCAUGGUAUGGUCGGUACUUGUGACAAGAGAGUCAUCGCUUUGGAUGAUCUUGCUGAAUGGGUUAAAAUCCCGAAGGAAUGGGUUCAGUCUUACACUCCGGUGCUGUCAAUCCGCCCCCCUCCUGGCUACUCCACGAGCGAGAUUGUUGGUAAGAUGAACGAGGGGUUGGGGUCGGGUAGAGUGGAGAAUGGGGAGUUCUUGAGGGUUUUUCUCAAGGAGGAUUUGCCUAACCGGCUGCAUUACUCGGAUAGUUAUAGGAUUCCACCUAUAGUGGGAUUGGUCGGGGAGGGGUUCACGGUGACGCAGACGAGAUCAACAGGGCAGGAGUGCGGUGGAGCUCACGGAUACGACAAUGCAUUCUUCUCGAUGAGGACUAUUUUCAUUGCUCAUGGGCCGCGAUUUGCGAGGGGGAGGAAAGUGCCAUCUUUUGAGAAUGUGCAGAUAUAUAACAUGGUUACUAGAAUCUUGAAAAUUGAUGGAGCCUCUAAUAAUGGUUCAGUGUCAUUUGCAGACACUGUUGUUUUGCCUGCUCACUCAAACUAGCCAUCAAAUUUGGAGUGAUGAGUGCAAUUGACAAGGUAACUACACUGGUAUUUGCAAGUUCAGGUAGUUAUCAAGUCUUUGUUGUAUGAUCAAGUGGAUGAUGGUGUUGCUUUUUAUCAUAUCUUCUGCACUGUAUCUUCAAUAUUCGACUGAUCUUUGUGGCCGUUUUUCAUUAGAGGUUAGCUGCAAAGCUAAUUUAUUCCAUCAUGUACUAAUCUGAUGGAAAUUAGUGUUACUUAUAUUGUGCAUUUACUUUUCUUUUCCAAUACUAGUUAAGUUGAAGUGGCGAUAUAA